AUGCCGAAUUUGAGGAGCGGAAGCCACUUACGCCGCCUGUCUGUUUGUGCCUUUUCCCCGCUGAGGGAAAAGUCCUCUCUACAGUCCGAAUUCUCUCUCGGCGCCACCUUCCGAAACACGGGUUUUGCAGUUUUAUCAUAUUUUUUUUUCUUCAUUUUGCUUCUUUUUAUUUGCCUGAUUUGCACUUUUAUCACUUUGAUGGACGUUACAGCCUCAAAUUUUCAUAUUUUUUUACGCCGUUCGCCAUGCAUGAAAAAUUCGUAAAACUGUCGAAAAAAAUUCUCGGCCGUAAAUUUAGUUUUUAGAAUUUUUUUCUUUCAAUUCUUAGAACCUAUCAGGGUUGAGCUUUUUUUCGUAUUAGUAGUUGACGCUAGAAAAAAAGGGCUCAAUUUAACAAUCCUCAGUUUCUUGAUCAUGAGCUUUUUACGAACUUUCAGAGAGACUGUCAAAAAACAAAAAAACAAGAAACAAUUAUUACCAUAGCUCUUGUCUGUCUUUGCACAGCAUGUGACCUUUUCUCUCCUCCUAGUUGCAGCUCCUGAACACUUCCUGAUGUCACUUGGAUUCUGUUUGCACUGUCGCAUGUGAUCUUCAACUUUCCCAAAGAAGCAAAACUUUUGUCGGCUACAGUUUUUAUGCAGUUCAGCUUUCAAAGUUGUAAGGUUCACCAAUCUCCACUGUCACCACCCAAAAGCACUUUCAUAUUUUUAAAUGAGUAUCGAAACUAUAACUUUUCAGAUUUGCAUCCAUCUGCGCUCAGUUCGCAGAGGAUCCGUAAAGGGAUGGGAAAACUCGAGAGAAUCGGACGGAGCUUGUGGAAAAGACUCAGUGGAAGAAAGAAAAAGAGCAAGCGUGAUGAAGAAGAAAACAUCGAAAAAAAUUCACGGACUACAGAUGAAGUGAGGUCUUCAUCAGCUAGUUCCAGCGAUGAGGAGACUUACAAGACUUCUCCUGAUGUGGUGAAACAACAUGAACCAACGACCAGCCCUCAAGUUCACACUGUGCCUCGAUUAUACAUCUUAGCCUACUUAAAGCUGGUUGAACAGAAUGUUCGACCUCCAGAACCUCAUGAGCACGAGGACAUCGCCAAGCAAUUGAGAGGCUUCUCGCGGCAAUCAAAGCACUCGGACGACAUCUCCGGCUACGCUACUGACGACACUAUUCUCUCCUCGCUCAACCACAUCGACACGAGUCGCGAGGAGUCUCUGGGCUAUCAUUCGACGAGCGAGCUGUCGCCUCGGGAGCCCUAUCAGCACCAGAAACUGGGCCGCCAGCAUCACCGUCCGAGCUUCCAGUCGGCCGCCGACCUCGCCUUCGUUCCUCACCCGAUGUCUCGGCGCUCUCAGGACCUUCUCCACCGUGUUCCACAGCUCCAGACGUCACUACCGGAGCGAGCUGCGACAAUUGACCAGCUGAACUCCAUCGAAGAUCCGAUUGAUCGAUUCCUUUGCACCAGUGUUUAUAAAACUAAAAUUAUUACAACCGUGUUCGAAGCCAACAACGGCGGUCUUGAAGACGUCUACGACGACGUCGUUGAGGAGAUCGACCGUUGGUUCACUACAAAAAAUAUGAUGGCUGUCGCCUGCGAGUUGCACUUUUCUGUACCCGAGAAACGACGGAACAGACACCUCGAGUGCAGGUAAACAGUAGAAUACACUUUGAUAUUGAAAAGUCCGGAACAACACGGAUGUUUUCAGAUUGAAAGACAAGCUAUUGGCGGCUCUCCGAGAAAAUAAUAAACGACUAUUGUACAUGAAAGGCAUGGGGCGUGGCAAGACGCCGAUUAAAUUGGCCGAGUCCAAGACUGAAGAAAAUAUCACCAAGGAUAUACCGACAGAUUCCGUACAAGGUAAUUUAUUUUUUCUGAAUUAUUUUAAUUAAUUUUGACAGCUGUACAGAACAUCCACAAUCAAAAUUUUUUUUUUUUGAACUUUCUGCAUAUUUCCGAUUUUAAGUAUUUGAGAAAAAUGUUUAUGAGUUCAAGCUCUAACUCAACAAAUCUUGCAAUAAUUUUGAGGGAUCUACCAGCGGAGCUACACGAGACUGCUGCGCUACCUGCACAAGGAGACACCUGAGUGGCACGCGCCUUACUGGCGACUGCAGGUGUCGCCGGAGCAGCGACGGCCCGCUCCAGAACGCUUUCUGUUCGGCCAAGCCAACGCGACUCGAGCCCUCGCCUCCACGACAGUCGUGUCCCUCAACCUCGUCGGCCUUUCCAUCCUCGGCAACCAUCGCCGUUCUUGCGACCUUUUCUUCUGA
Molecule: messenger RNA, 2259 nt
Organism: Caenorhabditis auriculariae
Lineage: Eukaryota; Metazoa; Nematoda; Chromadorea; Rhabditida; Rhabditidae
Source: the annotation of a GenBank genome assembly